Molecule: messenger RNA, 2706 nt
Organism: Moesziomyces aphidis
Lineage: Eukaryota; Fungi; Basidiomycota; Ustilaginomycetes; Ustilaginales; Ustilaginaceae
Source: the annotation of a GenBank genome assembly
AUGGCGAAGCGUUCCGCACAUACGUCCCAGCCCGGCAGCAAGCCAACAACGGUCAAACGGCGCCGCACCAGCAAAGGCAGCAGUCAGGCGGUAUGCACGUCGGAUGCAUCCCAUGACAGCCAUGCCGAAGACGAAGAGGGCGACCAGCAGAGCGACGAUGAAGACGAAGCGGCUUCAGGCUCGCCAGGGCACUCCCUCGUCGCAUGUCAAAAUUGUCGCAGACGCAAAUCAAAGUGCUCCAAGACGCACCCAUGCUCGCAAUGCGUCAAGCUCAACGUCGCAUGCCUGUACCAUACCCGCGGGCGCCCCGGCCUCAAGAUCGGCGCCGUCGAAUCCCUUGCCAACAGGCUUUCCGACCUGGAGCAGAUGUUUCUAGGCCAAAGCAUGCUCCUACAAUCCUGCUUGCUCGGCGACCGCACGCAGUCGUCCCCUGCUCUGAAUAGCCUGGCAGCGCAGUCGGCCUUGCUGCGAGAGAGAUGCCUCGACUCGGCGCAUCUGGCAUCCAGUCCACUCCGGCUGCCGUCCUCGGACACCGCGAUCGCAGGAGCUUUCUCGGAAGCUCAGCCGGCCGCCGAGUCCGGGCCGGCGCAGAAUGCUACCUGUCGAUUGCCUUCGUUGCCACCUCGCGAUAUCCUCUACGGAGUGGUGGACUGGUACUUUGCCCAGGUGCAUCGAUGGAUCCCCAUCCUCGACCGGCAACGAUUCGAGGAGCGGCUGAGGGCACAGUCACACGGCAGUGCACCCAACCUGGUGCUCCUCGCCAUGCUGAGUAUGGGUCUCCGUUUGUGGCAACAUCCGGCCGCAGAUCCUUUUCGAGCCUCUAGCGCAGAUUACCGCAGCACCGUCCUUCUCAGGGGCAUGGAGGGCGUGUCGAUCGAGACAUUGCAGGCGCUCGCCAUCGUCGCCUUCGACAUCAUCGGCAGCGGCCACGGUCCGUCAGCCUGGAGCGUGAUCGGCAGCAUGUCCCGUACCGUCGAGCAGAUCAGGCUCAAUGCCGAGGAAGAAUCGACCGACGCCGGUCCAUCCCAGCUGCGCGCCAACGAGGUGCUACUGAGACGCAUCCGCUUCCUGCGCCCCUCGCAGAAUUGGGUGGAGGAGGAAGAGCGCCGAAGGCUCUUCUGGUCCAUCUUCAUGAUGGACAGAUUCUGCAGCGUCACCACCGGCUGGAGCAACAGCCUCGGCAUCCAGAAUUGUCGCCGGAGGCUACCCUGUGAGGGUUCCCUUUGGAGACUGCGGACGCUCGUGCGCACCCCCUUUUUCGGCGAUGGCGUCAAGCGACGUGACUUCGUCUCCCGAGACUCUUCACCUCGCCCUUCAAGCCUGCAGCAAGAACAGGCCCAAUACCCGACCGAUGAGGCCUUCCCAGACCCUGAUUCGACCGCCGACGGUAUCGGCGGAUUCGCGUAUUGCAUCGAGGCGACCGAGUCCCUGAAUCUGGUCACAAACUUUCUCCUACAACACAGCCUGGCCUUCAGGGAAGCGAAAGAGGCGCAGAGGUGGCUCAUGCGAUUCCGCGACCUCGAUCUCCGCCUGAUCAAAUGGCGUUUCUUCCUGCCGGAAAAGUGGAGAGACGCUUCUGCACCUAAUCAUGAUGGGAUCUUGGACCCCAAUCUGGUACUUGCGCACUUGACCCACAAUACAGCGGUUAUACAGCUGCACCAAGCCGUAGCUUUCAGGCCGAGUAAGGUGCAGCCCUUUUCGGUCGAGCUGCCGCAAGCUUCGUCGCUGCAAACGUGCUUAGCCGCCGCGAACGAGAUCGGAACCAUCGCGCUUCACUUCCUUGACCAAGAGGCUGGCAUCGUUAGUCCUCAGGUCGCCGUCUGCCUGUUCAUCGCCGCACGGUCGCUGCUGACACAUUCCAAGGUGUGUCAGCUGCCGGUCAGCUCCAGCUUCGAUACACUCUCGGCGGCGCUUCAACGGGUGUCGGAGCGUUGGUCGAGCUCACAAACCGCGGUGGCGCAGGAUGGCGAGGUGAGACCGCUCUUGCCCCUGGCUUCCAGGCUUAGCGAGAGGCUAGCAAUGGCCAAAAAGUCACUCCACACCGUCGGCGAGGUACCGCUGGCGAUGAGCAUCGAGCAGCCGGUGUAUUCGGGACACGCAGCACGGAGCAGAGCAAACAGCAUCGGGCCCGAGCUCGAGCAUGACAUUCCGGGUCAACCGCCCCGUCGACAACACAAGUCCAGCACACAACGCGGCGAGACUUCAGCGACCGAAGGGGCGGGGGAUCAAGCCGAGUUGAGGCCUUCCCGUUCAAUUGGCAGCAGCGGCCACUUCGGUCUCGUGGAUGCGUCUAACGGCAGUACCAGCGCUGCACAGAUGGUGGAUCCAGACCUAACCUUAUUCACCUUGCUUCCAGACUUUUUCGAGCCGACACCAGCGGCUUCAUUGUCUAGGACUGGAUUCUCGGAAGCAUUUCCGACUGCAGACCUAUCGCUGGACACCACCUGGCCUCUGGCUUCGAACGAAAACCGGUCGACACCGCAACCGGGCGCUCCGCCCCUCAAUAGUCAACGACGCACCGCCACGGUCGAGUCCAACAGCGACGGGAUUUCCGAGAUCGACGAGAUGCUGGACAUGCUCAUGCAAAACCAGAAUGGCGCCAUGGGUCGGGACUUCCGCGUUAGCCGCUUCGACUCGGUCCUGCCUGCCGCCGUUCCGAGCUCGAUCGCGGUCAUGACGGAUGCUGCCCAAGACAGGGGCAAGUAG